This is a messenger RNA of Pelobates cultripes (western spadefoot toad), 7101 nucleotides long. The record is from the annotation of a GenBank genome assembly. NCBI's taxonomy places the organism in Eukaryota, Metazoa, Chordata, Amphibia, Anura, Pelobatidae.
AAACAAGUUAUUAGCAUCCUAUAGAGACCACAAAGAUGUUACAUAUGUUUGAACUGCGAUCUGUAGCUUUUACAAGGGCCGUGUUUGCAGAAUUUAUAGCCACCAUGUUAUUUGUUUUAUUUGGGCUAGGUUCAGCUUUGAAUUGGCCAGGAACAGCGCCAAAUAUUUUACAGAUUUCUUUAGCUUUCGGCCUUGGCAUAGGAACCUUAGUCCAGACUUUUGGUCACGUAAGUGGAGCCCACAUCAAUCCAGCAGUGACCAUCGCCUUUCUAGUGGGUUCCCAAAUCUCUUUCAUUCGUGCAGUUUUUUAUGUAGGUGCCCAACUGCUUGGAGCUGUAUCUGGAGCAGCCAUUCUGCAAGAGGUAACACCUUUCAACGCAAGAGGAAAUUUAUCAAUAAAUGGGGUAAGAGCACGAAACCAGCAAUUUAUUGGUUGUUUUGAAAUAUUUCUAAAUUGCAGCAUUUCCAAGAUACAUUACUUGUACCCAGGGUUAUGACUGCUUUAAAUAUUCUUAAUAAAUAUAAACAAGUUUUUCUUAGUAUUAAGGUUCAGGGUACGUUGGCAUUUUUAACUUAGAAUUUAUGGCAUUUUAAUUUAGGAUUUAAAUAAACUUUAGUGAUCGGGCUUAGAAAAUCUGGAUUCUUUAGAACAACUGAUCCUGUAGCCUUCCAUUGUCAAAUUUCAUUUUUUAAGUAUUUAGUUUUAUAGUAAUUGCUAUGUUUAACUUGUUGAAUAUAAUACUCCUGAAAUAUUAUAUUUCGUGAAGUGAUUCAUGAUUGUUAUAACAUAAGAAGCUAGCCGACACAAUGUCUUAUUGUUUUGUAAGCUUAAUUAUUUUGUUUAAUAAGAAGACAUUUUGAUGUAAAUAUGGUUAAGUUAAUAGAUGUAUGAUUAUUAUGCUAUGAAAAAAGCUCAUUAACCCAAAAUUUCAGUAUGCUCUGUAAAUGUUAAAAAGAACAAAAGAAAAAAGAAAGAAAAAUCUCUUAAGUUGAAAUACUAUUUCACGAUUUUGCCUAUUAUUAGGCUGCUAGAUGUUAUUACAUUCAUUCUUGACUGUUUAACAUAUUGUAUUUUUUUGUAUUGUACUGGCAUGUAACAUGGCCAAAUUGAUUCAAGCAGUAUACGUUUAGAGUAAAGAUAUUUAUCUAUAGGCUCUUAUUUUAUAUUUUUACCUCUCCCUUUUUCUGAUUAGUUAUUUGACUACAUAGUAUGUUUGUGACUUACACAUGUUAAAUGAGGGAUAAAUAGAAAAUCAUCAUGGUUGUAAAAGUGGUACAAAGUUGUAGAGGUACAUUAGUUACCAAUAGAAUGUACCUGCUGAUUUUUUUUUAUCUCUGCUCUUUGAUGGGUAGAUGAUGCAUGCCAUUAAGAUACAUAUACAUUGUCAACUGACUCAAUUAAUUGCUAAAUAAUUAAAAUAUAAUUUAAAGCUGGAUACAUCAUAUUUAUUUCCUUGUCUUUUAUGUUGCAAUCUGAAUGACCCAAAAGUAACAUUGCAUCAUUCACUGCACAAUAUUUGACAGGUUUUCUUUCUUUUUCAGUUGUUCAAUACAACAACGGCAGGAGAAGCUUUCUCUGUUGAGCUGUUACUCACUCUCCAGCUUGUUUUGUGUAUUUUUGCCUCCACGGAUGAUAGGAGAUCUGAUAAUGUUGGGUGUCCAGCUCUGUCCAUUGGAUUUUCUGUUGCAAUUGGUCACCUUCUUGGUGUAGGUAUAAGAAUGUUUCCUAAAGAUAAAAUAUAAAUAAAUAUUCUAGACCAGGGGUAGGCAACCUAUGUCACUCCAGAUGUUGUGGACUACAUUCACCAUGAUGCUUUGCCAGCAUUAUGGAUGUAAGAGGUGUAGUCCUGAACAUCUGGAGUGCUUAAGGUUAACACCUUAUAUUGGUUCGUGCAUAAAUAGCAAAAGUACAAUAUUAAAACUGACUUUUUAGCAUACAGCAAUAUAAAUUAUUAUAUGGAGAGUGAUAAAAUGAAUGAAUGGUAACCAAAUACCGGUAGUAAUAGUAAUGAAAAGAAGAAAUUAAUGAAUGCUAACUGAAUAAUAAUAAUAAUACUGAAAGAAUGGUAUUGGUAGUACAAGCAACUUUAUUAUAUAGGCCAUUCACAUUAGGCUCUCCUCAUAGGAAAGCAUUACUUCAAUGCUUUCCCAUGGGAAUUUAACUGACGCUGGAUGUCCUCAUGCAGACUGUGAUGACCAGUGUCAGUUAGGCGACCAAAAGUUGUCUAGCCACCAGGAAGUGUCUCUAGUGGCUGUCUGAUUGAUAGAGGCCGACACAGUUUUAAAAACUCUGUAAUGAUGUACAUUGUAGGACUAAGUGGGAUUGGAACACUGCACCAAGACCUUCAGUAAGCUAACGUGAUCUGGGACCAUGGUGUUCCUUUAAGAUCCUGCAGGGUCCUACGUAGCUUAAUUUGUCACAUAAGGAUUGUAGGGCCAAGCAAAUGCAGGGUUUUUGGUGCCCCUGUCUAACCUCUGGGCCCUAAGCAGCUGUCUAGGGUCACCUUAUGGUAAAUCCUGCUCUGCCAGAACCACAUUACCACAGACCAGUAGUCCCCAACCCAGUCCUCAAGACAUAUCAAUAGUCAGGUUUUGUCACUAUACUUUUCAGAAAAUAACUUAGAAUGCCUAACUUCUAGACUCUUAAAAUGUUUUGACGAUUGAAUUAGGAACUACUGGUAUAGGUGCCAUUAUUUAGUGUAUAGUUCUGCAUAAUGAAUUGUAGAAGCAAUUUGUAGAUCCAUAUGCUGCCCAGUACACAUGACCUAUUUAUCAUUAAAUCUAACAGUCAAUUUUCUCCAAAACAAAGCAUGAAACCGGGGAACAAAUGUACACAUACCUUUAUUAAAUGCAAUGAAUAACCACAUAACAUGUUGUAUAAUAAUGUCUGCUUGCCAUUAACAGUAAAAUGUCUUCAAUUACAAUGAAAAUCUAAUUAUCUAUCUAUCUGUCUAUCUAUCUAUCUAUCGAUCUAUCUAUCAGGUGGUGAAGACCCGAUAUUCAGAUAAUAAAGCACAACCUGUUAUUGUGGUAUGAUAUAUAGCAGGUGUGCCUAAAAGGCAGAUCCCUAGAUAUUUUAAAACGACAGCGUCCACGAUGCUUUGUCAUUCUAAAGGCAUACGACAUCUAAGAACUACAACUCCCAGAUGUUGUAGAACUAGAUCUCCCAUGAUGACUGCAUGCCUUUUAUACCCCUGGUAUACAGUGCUUUGAAUGGGCAACCUUGCACAUUUAUAAUCACUAUGUAUUCAAUCAGUUGUUACCAACUUAAAAACACAACAAAAACAAGCUGACAGAAAAUGUUAUUUUUUUUCUAAAUGUUAGAAUACUACACUUUUACAGUGAAUAGAACAUUUGUAUUUUUUCCCAGAUGUAACUAUAUAUGUGUGCCUAAUAAGUAAUAUAUGAUACUCUCUUAGAUAAACUAUACUGGCUGCUCAAUGAACCCUGCACGAUCCUUUGCACCUGCAGUUGUAACAGGAGAUUUCACUGUCCAGUGGGUAAGAUUAACCAUAAGUCUAUUAUUUGUAUGCACUUGUGUGACAAAUGCAUCAUUAAAUAGAGGAAUCCAUGCCAUGAACUGGUAUUAAGGUAUAUGGAAUGCAUUUUUAUUUAUUCAAGAUGGGUAAGGUCAAUGUCAGGUGAAAUAUGAAUAAUUGUGAAAGUUAAUGUUAUCAGUAAGACAAUAUUAUUGUUUGCUUUACAAUCCAAGCUAAAAUGUUUAUGUAAUUUUCCAUUUUUUUUUAAUCACUAGGAUGAGUAAUUUUGUUAUUUAAAUGCAUCUGAAAUUGAAAAUAAAAGCACUUUUAUUAUAGGUGGAAUAAGUGGAAUGAUUCCAACCUACAUCAACAUUUUCACAGAAAGUAGCAAAUUCUAACAUCAGAUUUCAUUUCCUAAUUGUGGAAAAAUUGAAUAUAACAAAUUAAUACCACCUUGUUGAGUUGAUGCUUUGCAUUUUAUAGAGAAUGAUAUUUUAAUUUUAAAAAAGAGUGCCCAACUGCCUUUUUGCAUAAAAGCAUAAAAAAAUGAUGAGUGUAAAUUAGGGAACUAGUUUAAAAUCAGCAAUACCAUUGAGAACUCCACCUGCAGAAAACCUGAUCUGUAGAGAUUUUGCUGAAGUUGAACAUGAGCAAAGAAAGCCCUAACAGAGAAAUCUGCAUCAUAUCAAAAGGUAAACCGAGUGGGGCUUUAUUGGUUACAUUUUGCAGAACACAAUGCAAAUUGGCAUAUGCACACCAGUUGUUUGGCUGGAAGGUGUCACGGUCCGGAAUAACCUAAAAUGGAAACUUUAGGAAAGAUUGCAGACAGACAAGAUUAGUUAUAUAACUGGUCCUAAGACCUAAGGCCAGGCUUAAACCCAAAAGUAGCCAAAGUAGCUAUAUAAAAUACCAGCAAGAUGGUAACUCAGAGUGAGAGGCAAGCCAUGGUCGGGAUUCCAGAAAGAGACAAAACGAUAAACAGAGGCUAGGACAGGGAUAUGGAAGUCAAGAUAGUCAAACUCAGUCCAUGGGUCAAUACCAAGAACAAAUCCUAAGUAAUCCUAAGUAUUCAAAUGCAUCAAUAUAUAUAAAUGGGGUUAAUCCUAUUAAGGAAAGAAAUGGCACAACAUAGUGAAAAACUGUGCAUUUACAGUGUUUAAUGCCAUUUCUUUCCUUAAUAGGAUUAACCCCAUUUAUAUAUAUUGAUUAAUUGUGAAGACUAUUUCGAGGAAAUCUUUGGGUUUAUAUCCAAAAGGGAAGUGUAUUCUUAAUUACUCUAUUUUGUAUAAAUAAUUGCACUUUGAGCACUUUGUUUAGAAGUGAAAGUCACUAUUGUAUUGUAUUAUAUUAUAUAAUCAAAUGCAUACCUAGGAACAAAAACCAUGACAGGGCAUCACAGCAAUGUAGAGGGCAGAUUAAAUAGGUGUAGAAAGUUUCUAUUGGCCGGCAUCAUGUUCCUACACCAAAAUGUGUGAGAAUAGUGAUGUUGGAGUUGAGCCAUGAAAACUGUCAUCUUAGAAUGACGCAGGGUGCCACCGUCCAUAUAAAUAAAUGUCUUAUAUAUGUGUACAUCUUUCUGGCACCAGACUGAGUAGGCAUAAUUGGUAUUGAGUGGUCAUUGGUGUAGUUGAAUCUGUUGUCAAGAUUGACUCAGGAAUGCUGCUCGGCCUAGGAAUGAGAUCACCGAGAGGCACAUAAAGGGCAACUACUGUGACAGAAGGUUACUAAAGUUAAAUUUAAAAAAAAAAAAUGAACCCAUGCAUUCUGGAAAAUGUUCUUGAUUAAUAUAGAUAACAGCAUUUAUUUUUUUAAUGAAAACAUAUUAUCUGAAAACUCAGCAAAACAACUGGGAGAAUAGUCUUCAAAAGAUUAGAUGGUGAUAGACAUUGCUAGAGGUCUUCAGUAAGGCAGCAAAAUAAUACAAACAAAAAUCAGAUCAGAAAAUAAGAAAAGUGAAUGAGUAAAAUAUCAUAUUGGCUAAGACUGUAUGAAAAGCAUGUAACAAGGAAAUAUUAAUGAAGGAAAUAGAAGCACAUACCAGGUAAAACAAUAAAGGACCAACUGAAAAACUCAAAAACUAAUCAUUUAUAUAGGGAAUAUAAGAAAUGAAAACUAUCAACAGAAUUUUCUAAUUGAAUGACUUUUACUGAGAAAACAGAAAGGUUCUACAUAGAACAGUAGCUUUAUAAUAACUUGUGAUGGAACCUUGGACAGUAACAUCCACUCUAGUGAUUAUUUAAAGAAGAGUUGAAGAUUGUUCUUCCAUUUACUAUGUGAAUAUUAAUAUCGAUUACAACAGUAUUUGGUAGUCAAUCAUUUCAGGGUAAAUUACAUUUUAUGUAUCACACCAAGGUCCACUAAAACUCUGUACACACAUGGAAAUUUCGGCUUUUUGAACAUCAAAAGCAAAUUAAUAUUUAGGAUAUUUCAUGUUUUAAUUGGGUCUUGAAUAAUCAAAUUAUCAUAAGUUAGUUAAAAAGGCAAAAAGUAUACCUAUGGCUUUGACUCUAUCAUUAAACAGAAAUACAUGGUUAUAUCUCUAAUGGAUCUUUUCACAGGUUUUCUGGCUGGGGCCAAUAACUGGUGCUAUUUUAGGAUCCCUAAUUUACCACUACGUUCUCGUCCCAAACACCAAGACCCUUUCUGAAAAGUUGGCGAUCUUGCGAGGAAUGAUGGACCCUGAAGAGGAUUGGGAAGAGAGAGAUGUCCGUAGAAGGCAGUCGGUGGAGCUACAUUCCCCCCAAACAAUGCCAAGAAAUGGGAUGACACAAAAAGUCUAACAUUUGCAUCAAUUAGAUGCACCUGUGGCAAUGCUAGUGAAAAGCAGCAAUAAUGUUCAGUGAAUGUUUUGGGUUUCAUCCAAACUUCCAAAGAACACUCUUAGGGGAGGCAGCAAGGGCAUCCCUAGGUGUUGGCCAAGUAACCUUUAAUUACCAUUAAUGAAUCCGAGAUACGUGUCUUUGUUUCCCUUGGUUGCUUUGCUGACUGUCAGUAUUAGCAAGCUCUAAGGUGUUUUUGUUCCAAACCAGGGACAUUUGACGUGGUAUUCCAAUUGUUGGAGACUACAUUUCCCAUGGUUCCAGUGAUGGAUAUGUUUUAAAUGUUACAACUGCUAUGCUUUAUGUUUCCCGUUGCCCCAGUGAAGACUAAUACAGAAAAAAGAUUAUCCAUACAAGCCAGAAUGCCAUAAGUCAGUCAUCAAUUUUCUAUAAGUAGAUUGCUACUUUGCGUUGGUUAAGAAUUCUCAGUUUUAAACAUUUAUCUUUUUUUAGCAUAAUUGCAGAAUCAUCUAAUUUUAAUUAAAUGCACCUUUUAGGCUAUCAAGCAAAAACAACAACAAUCUGCUAUUGAAACUUGACAUCUGACAAAUCAAUCAACAAUCUUUUGCAUAUUAUCAAGCAGAGCAGAAAAGUUAGACUGUGUUUGAAUGAAGCAUUGCUGAAUGCAAAAAUAUGUCCUCUAGCUGUGCAAUUGUGUUAGAUAUAUAAAUAGACUUUUAUAUCCCAAAGGAUCAUUGCUUUUUACAUUGCUACAAGAAUGGCAUGUUUAUUUUUAAUGUACAACUACUUCACUAGUAAGAUCGUCCAAAGGAAAUAACCAAAAUAAUUUAUUUUCAUCAUGG